Messenger RNA from Erinaceus europaeus (western European hedgehog), 2851 nucleotides. It is a transcript of the gene SUSD4, whose product is annotated as sushi domain containing 4. The transcript is spliced from 9 exons. The record is from RefSeq and is a predicted model, not a curated record. NCBI's taxonomy places the organism in Eukaryota, Metazoa, Chordata, Mammalia, Eulipotyphla, Erinaceidae. Gene Ontology annotation, biological process: negative regulation of complement activation, classical pathway; negative regulation of complement activation, alternative pathway. Bases 330 to 1775 code for a protein of 481 amino acids.
CGUGCGCGCGCCGCGUCCCCGCCAGUUGCAGGCGCGCCGGCUUCCCAUUGGCCGCGGCGGCCGCGCGCUCCCGCCCCCGCGCGCCCCCGCCGCCGCCCGCCGCGCGCUCCGGGCUCCGGGCUCCGUGUCGGGCGCGCGCCUCGGCGGGCCCGCGUGCCCCCCGCCCGCGCCGUCGGCUGGGGUCCCGCGCAGGAGGCUGCGGGCAGCUGGGGCGCCGCCGGGGUUCCGUCCCGCCCGGCCGUGCGCAGCCCGCGCGCAGAUGCGGGCGGCUCCGGGGCCGGCGCGGGAGGGAGGCGGCUGGUGCGGGGCCGCAGACGCUGGCGAGCCGGAUGCCCUCUGCGGGUGAAAGAUGCAUAAUGGAAGCGGCCCGGGCGGCGGACGCGGGGGCCCCCAGAGACCCCUGGCCCGUGAUCCUUUGGCUCCAGCUGGCCCUGUGCUUCGGCCCCGCGCAGCUCACGGGCGGGUUCGAAGACCUUCAGGCGUGUGCCGACCCAGGGGUCCCCCAGAACGGCUUCAGGACUCCUGGUGGCGGCGGUGGUGGUGGCAGCGGGCUAUUCUUGGAGAACACGGUCACCCGCUUUCACUGCCAGGAGGGAUUCAAGCUGCGGGGAGCCGCCAAGAGACUGUGCGUGAAACAUCGGAAUGGGAGCCUGGGCUGGGUGCCCGGCGAGGAGCCGGCCUGCCUGCAGGAAGACUGCCGUGUUCCCCAGAUCGAAGACGCCGAGAUCCAGAACAAGACAUACCGACACGGAGACCAGCUGGUCGUCACCUGCCGUGAAGGGUUUAAGAUCCGCUACCCCGACCUGUAUAACUUGGCCUCCUCGUGUCGUGACGACGGGACCUGGGACAACCUGCCCAUCUGUCAAGGCUGCCUGCGACCCCUCGCCUCCUCCAACGGCUACGUGAACAUCUCGGAGUUCCAGACCUCCUUCCCUGUGGGCACUGUCAUCUCCUACCGAUGCUUUCCUGGCUUUAAGCUCGAGGGGUCUGAGUAUCUGCAGUGCUCACCCAACCUGCUCUGGUCGGCCAGCCCACCCCGGUGUCUUGCUCUGGAAGUGUGCCCGCUGCCCCCCAUGGUGAACCACGGCGAUUUCAUUUGCCACCCGCGGCCAUGCGAACACUUCAGCCAUGGGACGGUGGUGGAGUUCUCCUGCGAGCCUGGGUACAGCCUCACCAGCGACUACAAGUAUAUCACAUGUCAGUACGGAGAGUGGUUCCCCUCCUAUCAGGUGUACUGCAUCAAGACAGAGCAAGCGUGGCCGGGCGCACACCAGACCCUGCUGACCACGUGGAAGAUUGUGGCGUUCACGGCCACCAGUGUGCUGCUGGCACUGCUGCUUGUCAUCCUGGCCCGCGUGUUCCAGACCAAGUUCAAGGCCCACUUCCCCCCCAGGGGACCCCCUCGGAGCUCCAGCAGUGACCCCGACUUCGUGGUGGUGGACGGAGUGCCCGUCAUGCUCCCGUCCUAUGACGAGGCCGUGAGUGGCGGCCUGAGUGCCUUAGGCCCCGGCUUCCUGGGCUGCUCCAUACCUGUGGACGACCAGAGCCCCCCAGCAUACCCCGGCUCAGGGGACCUGGACACGGGCCCCAGCAUGUCGGAAGCCUGCCCCCCUGAGCUGCGGCAGAGCCUGUCCCCACAGCCCGCUUGCCCGGGGGGCACUCAGCCUACUGCCGGGAACCCCACCUCGGAGGCCAGCCCGACAGGAGAGGCUGUGUCCACCAGCCCCAACAUCGACAUCGAGGAUGAGAUCCCACUCAUGGAAGAAGACCCGUGAGCAGGUGAUGGCAUUGUCCCUCUGGGGAUGGUGGCCUUGUCCCUUGGAGUGAGGCCACAGAAGGACUGAGCCCAGGAGGGCGGGCGUGAGGACAAGGACUGCCGUGGACCACACACCCAGGGAGGCUGACAAGCUGUGGCCGCUGUCUUUGUGAAUGAGACUCUAGGGGUCACUGAGGGAGAAGGGGUGCCCCGGGAUGGUGGUGUCUGCGUGUCCCCUGCCCCCGGCACUGAGCAACCGUUGGGAUGAGCACCGCCAGCCCCUCCGAACGCAUGCCACGUUAUGGAAUCCCGCUUCUCAGACCUGCUCCAGACUGCCCCUGGGCUCCCGGCAUGUGGGGCAGGCCUCUGCGGGAGGAGCGCCCCUGCAGGCUCCCCAUGGAGGGGAGGGCUCUCACACCACCAGGGGACUCCUUUCCCUCCUCUGUACGGACUCAGCUCAGAGCACCCACUGAGGCGGGUUGUGGCUGUUCUGGUGAGAAGGAGAAGGCCCAGGUCUGUUCUGCCUUCUGGAAGGUUCUUCCAGGAAGCUGAUCACAUACUCUGCACAGUGCUGGACUGUCCUUAUGUGAAACAGUCUGUGUACUCCAGGUCUUGUGGCUGGACACAGGGUCAGGAUUUGCCCAGAGUCAAUGCGCCCCCUGCCCCUCCCUGGUUAGUUAAUUUCACGGUCAUCACUCCCCAACUCGGCCACAAGGUCUACUUCCACAACAGCUCCUGCAGACCUGUCCCAUCUCCAGACAGAGCAUGGGGUGGGCUUUCUCUCUCACCCUCAUCCAGCCCCCAGCCCAGAGGCCCCUCUCCAGCCCACCCCGGGCCUAGCUGCCCCCUGCCCACCACACCUGCGCUCCUGCUGCCUGGCUCUGGUCCCGGGAUGCCGUCCCGGAGAAGACGAUUGACUGGUCGCUGACCCAAGCGAGUCCUGCUGUGUCUGGCCCUGCUGAGUGGGUGGGGUCCCUCUGGCCUGUGGGCUUCAGACAAACACAAGGACUCUCGGGUCCGCACGGUGGCCACCGCGGGGGCCUGGUGAAACCCUGGUUUGCUCUCGACACAGGCUGAUUAAAAAUUACAAAAUGA